AUGAAGAUUUCAGCAGCUAUCCUCGGCUUGGUGAGCCUUGGGCAAGCCCACUACCACUUCCAUACGACGAUUUACAAUGAUGUUGCCUCUGAGAAGUUUGAGUUCAUUAGAGAGAUUGAUUGGAAUGGCCGCGAUAGUCCUGAGCUCGACGUCUUUGGCCCGAAUAUGACUUGCAACAGGAUGAACGCGAACCCUUUUACGGAACUAGGAACCAAGGUCUUGGAGGUCACAGCCGGAUCAACCAUUGACUUUGAGGGCUAUACCGAAAUCUUCCACCCGGGCCCGCUGCAAUUCUUCAUGGCCAAGGCUCCUUCUGGGACAAAGGUUGAGGAAUUUGACGGUCUAGGCGAUGUCUGGUUCAAGAUAUACAGUGACGGCGACGAGUCAGAAAAUAUUGACGAACGAUUGACCUGGCCAAAUUGGAAGAAGAACCGCGUAUCUAUCAAGAUCCCUGAGUGCGUCGCUGAUGGGGAGUAUCUACUACGUCUCGAGCACAUUGCACUUCAUAAUGCUUCACAGGAUAAUGGAGCCCAAUUCUACAUUUCUUGUGCUCAGAUUAGGGUCACUGGGGGUACUGGAACACUUCAACCACCACCUUCGGAUUUGCUAGCUUUCCCUGGUUCGUACGAUCCUAAGGAUCCCGGUUUGUUCCUUCAUAUAUGGUACCCGAUCCCUACGAGUUACACUGCGCCUGGCGGCCCAGUUCUGCAAUGUUGA
Messenger RNA from Clonostachys byssicola, 717 nucleotides. The record is from the annotation of a GenBank genome assembly. NCBI's taxonomy places the organism in Eukaryota, Fungi, Ascomycota, Sordariomycetes, Hypocreales, Bionectriaceae.